This is a messenger RNA of Carassius auratus (goldfish), 1266 nucleotides long. Its product is annotated as sorting nexin-24-like. Bases 102 to 779 code for a protein of 225 amino acids. Lineage: Eukaryota; Metazoa; Chordata; Actinopteri; Cypriniformes; Cyprinidae. The transcript has 6 exons. Gene Ontology annotation, molecular function: phosphatidylinositol phosphate binding. The record is from RefSeq and is a predicted model, not a curated record.
AGCUCUAGAGAUCCACGCCUGAUUGUGAUCAUUCAGGAUCAGAUGAGAGCACGCGAGGCUGAUCUUCAGUUCAGUCUGUGGUCUGUGAUCUUGUGUUGGAGAUGCUGGAUCAUCAUCCGUGUGUGUCUCCGGUCAUCGAGGUUUUUAUUCCGUCUCUCAUGAGGGAAGUGGACGAGACGGGAAAGUUGCGCAAACUCUUCAGGUUGGAGAUUCUCUUCAAUGGAAGGAAACACUUUGUUUUGCGGAGACAUCAUGAAUUUCAGUCACUUCACCGGAAGCUGAGGAAAGUUCUCCACGCUCCCGAUUUCCCCAGUAAGAGAAAUCAGCACCUGAGAACCAAACCACUGGAGCAAAGACGGCUGGAACUCGAGGACUACAUCCAGGUGAUUCUGUAUCAAAAUGACGUUGUUCCUCAAGAGCUCCUGGACUUCCUCCAGGUCAAACAUUUUCAUUCGGCGAGCAAGACCUGCAGCUCUGAUCAAAACCAGUCAGAUGAGUGUCAAGGGCAGGGAUACAGAUUCCAGUUAUUCCAUCAGCGAGUUGUUGGUUUCUCGGCUGACCCUUACCAGCUUGAGUCCAGAUCAGGUCUCCCUGAUAUCGUGGCGGCCGGCGUCCUGCAGGGUUUUUACCCCAGAGACGUCAAAGUGAGUUUCAAAAAGAGCUGCGCUAAACCCAGAGGCCUCACCCGUGCACCAGAGCUGCCCGUGCAUCCCAGAAUCCCCAAUAUUACCAUACACAGAAGUAAUAUCAGCUCACUGCCAGAGUCACAGAGAAGAUGAGUGCUGUCCAGCAACUCCAUCUGCUUUAAAUGUGCCUUUGCAUGUUUAGAAUGAAUCUUUCAUGUUUAGGAUUGUCAUAUUUUAUUGUGUGUCUUGGUUAUUUUCAUUUCAAAAGCAAAAAAAUAGUCUAAUAAAGCACUGUGCCAACUGUAUUAUUGUGCACAAAAUAGAUUUAAAUCUAAAGUGCAUCUGCAAUUAUACAGCGUUUCAAUACGUUGUACUAAAUUUAAUUUAUUCUAUUUUUAAAAAGUUAUUAAAAUCUAGUUUUUGUGCAUAAUUUUAAAUUGCAUAAUAGAUUUAAAUGUAAAUGUUUUAAGAGCAUAUGCAUGUUAUAUGUCAUUGCAGUAUGCUGUAUUUUAGUUUUUCCCCACAUUGUAUUAAAAUGUAGUUUUGUUUAAUUUUAAUUUUCAUUAUUAUGCAUAUAUUCUGUCUUUUAAAAUUCAAUGUAAAAUAUAAACUUCAUGAAAAUCACAUUCCGGGUUUGCUU